CGGGAGGCGGGGCCGGCGGGAGGCGGCCUUUGUCCGGGGUUGGGCGCCAUUUUGCGCGGAGGCGCUGAUUGGGCUGCGGCGGGCGGCGGCGGAGCCAAUCAGUGGCGGGGCCCAACCGGGGGAGCGAGGCCCGGCUACGCGGACUGAGGCGUGCCUGGAUCAGCGUUGGAACUGAAGCGCCAUGGAGCAGUACACAGCCAACAGUAACAGCUCCACAGAGCAGAUCGUCGUGCAAGCUGGGCAGAUCCAGCAGCAGCAGCAGGGUGGUGUCACUGCUGUCCAGCUGCAGACUGAGGCUCAGGUGGCAUCCGCCUCAGGCCAGCAAGUCCAGACCCUCCAGGUAGUCCAGGGUCAGCCGUUAAUGGUGCAGGUGAGCGGAGGCCAGCUGAUCACAUCAACCGGGCAGCCGAUCAUGGUGCAGGCGGUGCCCGGCGGUCAGGGCCAGACAAUCAUGCAAGUCCCGGUUUCCGGCACCCAGGGACUGCAGCAGAUUCAGUUGGUCCAGCCAGGUCAGAUUCAGAUUCAAGGUGGGCAGGCUGUGCAGGUACAGGGGCAGCAGGGCCAGACCCAGCAGAUCAUUAUACAGCAGCCACAGACUGCAGUUACUGCUGGCCAGACACAGACUCAGCAACAAAUAGCAGUUCAAGGACAACAGGUAGCCCAAACGGCUGAAGGGCAGACCAUAGUCUAUCAGCCAGUCAAUGCUGAUGGAACCAUUCUCCAACAAGUUACAGUCCCUGUUACAGGCAUGAUCACCAUUCCAGCAGCCAGUUUGGCUGGAGCUCAAAUUGUCCAAGCGGGAGCCAACACCAACACCACCAGCAGCGGACAGGGGACCGUUACAGUGACGCUGCCAGUUGCUGGAAAUGUUGUCAACUCCGGGGGCAUGGUUAUGAUGGUACCUGGGGCUGGAUCAGUACCAGCUAUCCAGAGAAUACCUUUGCCUGGAGCAGAGAUGCUCGAAGAAGAGCCCCUGUAUGUAAAUGCCAAACAGUAUCACCGGAUCCUUAAGAGGAGGCAGGCACGUGCGAAGCUUGAAGCAGAGGGGAAAAUUCCCAAAGAAAGAAGGAAAUACUUGCACGAAUCUCGGCAUCGUCACGCCAUGGCCAGGAAGCGAGGAGAAGGUGGACGGUUCUUCUCACCAAAGGAGAAGGACAGCCCUCAUAUGCAGGAUCCAUCUCAGGCCAACGAAGAAGCAAUGACACAGAUGAUCAGAGUCUCCUAAUCACUGCUUAAAGAAAAACGAAACUGAAUUCCUGUCCCUUCUGCAAGUCUGUCCUCCCUUACCAGUGCAUCAAGCAAGUCUUUCAAUGGGACAAUCGCCGUAUCGCAGCCUAUCCUUUUCUACAGAGCAAGCACCACGUUUUCAGUGUGUGGUCAAGAUUUUAACUGCAGUUGACUCAACAAACAGAAACUUAAUGACUUUCUUGGUAUACUCUGAUUCAGCGCAGGGAUUUCAAAGUCUGACUGCUCAUGCCUUUUUUUCUUUAUAACAUCUCUUGCAUUAAAAUUGGCCGUGGUGAGAGUGUGCCACUGACUGACCAGCAAUAACUGGCAUGCUGAAGCAGGGCCAGCAAAGACCUCUUGGAGUUGUGGCCCUUCUGUACAGAGACAUAAUCCAACUUAGAGCAACCAGCACUGAUGUGACUACACCACAGUACUUUGUUUUCCCAGUAGAGACUUACUUAUAUCCACUUCUUACACCGUUGGACCUCACUGUCAACUGAACUGUUCACUGCUCUUGCAUUUGCGCUUGUGAGACUGACAGAAACUGAAGGGGGUUCUCUUAAGCUCUGCUCUGUAAAAUGGGUAAACAGCAAGCUCUGCUCUGGGCAAAGUUCAGCCGUCAAGUCAAAAUAAUAGAAACGGUUUGAGGUUAUUACAGGACUUGAUUUAUUGUGUAUUUGGUCCAAGAAGUACAGGGAGAGGUUUGAUGUGAGGAUAAGGAUUUAACUAGUAAAAGCAAUGUUCUGGUGGUUCUUGGUAUGUUUAUCGCUAGCAGUUGAUGCUUUGGAAGAAGAGUGGAUGGUAGUAUAAACGGAUUAAAACUUCCAAGUGAGUAUCUUUCUUCUAACCUGCCAGUCCAGUGCAUGGUUUCUCCAAAAGAAAUAAAAUCUGCAGUCCCAGAGUGAUAGCACUUGACCAUCUUUUUGACAGUGUUUCUUGAUGUCUGUUCUAAAUCAGUUCCAAAAAUUCUCUCCGGUGCAGAGUGAGGGUUUGUUUCAGGACAGCUCAGCUCAUCCUGAUGUAACUGAAGGACUGUUAAAGAAAUGAAGGCAGAUAGUGAUGAACCUUUCAGGCUUUUUACAGACUGUCCUCUUAAAUAAGAAUUUAAAAAGUGGCACUUCAGGAAGGAGGAGAACUUGUAUUUUUAAAAAAGGGAUUUUCCAUGACGUAUGGCUGGUUUCUGGCUGCAUUUUGACAAAGCUUAGCUUUAUCUUUCAGUUGCUAAUGACAGAUUUUUAAGCUUGCUCCAUUCUUACUGAUGUGAAACGUGGUGAUGGAGGCGGUAGUUCAGGAGCCUUUUAGCAGAUGACACUUACAUCCUUCCAUGCCCAUCUUCUCCCAUCUUGACUGAAUUCUGACUGUGUGUCACCUGCAUAGUCUCCUCUCUUCCAUUUUUUGUGUUUUGUAGUUAAAACUGAGUCACAGCCCUCAAGCAUGGGCUUGGAAAUAGAGCCAGAUGUGGCUGGGGGUCUGGAGGGUGUUGAUUAAAAACACAAAAAGGGAAAGUGUCAGAGGGGAGAGGUUUUAUUCUGGGGAAAAUAGCCAAGGAGAGGAGAGACUGAUUUAAAUUUGGUGAACUUUAUUUCCAUGUGAAAAGAGAAGUAAAUGCAACUUAGAGUUUUCUAACUAUAUUAUCUCCCUGUUACAUUUUUCCCAUUUACUGAAAGCUUAUGGCUAGAAGCAAAACUGGAGAAAUCAGCAAGUGCUAAAAGGCUGGGAGGAUACAAAAAGACCCAGCUUUGACCAUUCUGUUAAGGUAAAAGAGAAAUACACUAAACCUACAAGUAUGAAAAGAUGGGAAGAAAUAAGAGGAAGGAACAGAAAUGUGGAGAGAUGUUAGGUGCUACGCUGCCAGCAGGCAGCCUGGGAGGCAGAGUAUUCCUGCUUAGAUACUAAGGAAGGCAGUGCUUUGAUCGGCCACCUCUGAAGUACGUAGUGAAAGUACCGAGAAGAAAAGCAGAUUUGGUAUUUACAGUUAGCUGGGUUUUGAAAUGAAGUUGAUUCUCUUCUGAACUUGUAGCUCGGUGUUCUUACCCUGACUACAUCUGACACAGUGAACUGAAACUGAGAAACUUCUGUGCAGGGACAUCUGCAGCUAUAGGAGGAGGUGGAAGCCUUGUUCUAAACCUUUUGUUUGGAAUUUUGUCUUAAAUUACGUCAGUAAUCCAACGCUCUUCUCACAAAUUUUCCAUGAGGGCUUUUUCUAACUAUUCAGAAAGCAUUGAUGGCAUCGUUGGUGCCUUUGGUUGCUUCUGCCUUAAAGUACUUGGCCAGUUGGUGCUCGUUUUCUUCAGUUGGCAACUACAAAAUCUGCGCCUGGCGUUUCUUGUGAGGUCACCCAUUUCAGGUCUUUCAGUGAAGGAAUGACAACUUCUGCUUUAGUUGAAUUUGCAGCAUUAUUGUAAAUACUUUUUGAGAGCAUCUGUACAUUUUGUCAGUAGAAUAUUCAUGUGCUGAAGCAAGACAGCCUCUCCAUUACCUGUCUGCUCUUCAACUGAGAGCUGAUCUCUGUCCUGGAGAGCCCCCUCAGAGAGCUGGGAGUUAGAGAAGCAGAGUUUAUUGCUCUGACAUAUUAAUGCUUUCUCUCCUUCCCUUUCUCUUUUUUUUUUCUCUUUUGUGAAUAAUUACAUCUUUAAUUCUUAAAGAAGUUGUGAACUUCUUCAGAGCAGCUAGAGCUUUUUUUCCCAGGAAGCCCUUCAUACAGAGGUUCUCUGAUCUGUUGUAGAAAGUGUAUUAAGGCCUACGGGUUUGUGUUAUUUAGGAAGUCGUACUGUUAAUACUUUAGCGACGUGAAAGCCUGAAUGCUACCGUCAGGUUUUGCAUUUGCUUUAGGUUGUGUGUGUUCACUUCUAAAAGUAGUGUUUGCUUGGUGAGAUUGGAGGUGUCAGUCAAUGUGAUUGACCCACGUUACCAGCAGUCUGCUUUCUUUUCCUGGGUAAACUUGUUAAAGUGGAGACAUCACCAAGUUCAAACCUCUCUAGUGAUUAAAUGAGAAAUCUCUGUGGAUUGGCUACACUUGAGCAAAAUCUCCACUUUGGGAGUGCAUAAAAGUGUGGAUGAGGAUAAAAGAAUAGGCUUGGGGAGAAUGUGGAAUGUAGUUGGUAGACCAAGGAACCCUGGAGCAGUGAACCUAUCAAAAACGAAAAAAACACUUGUUCAAAGAAUGAGAUGUAGAAAAUGGUCCUCAAGUGAUGCUAAGCUAAGCGGCUUCAAGGCUUUGCAUGUUAAAAAGAGGGGAGGGUGGAAAAAAUGUUCUUGUGAAUGGGUGGGGGGGGUACUGAGAUUUGCGUAAUGUAAGGCAAAGUUUGUAUAUAGUUAAAAGUUUAUAAUUUUUUUUAUAUAAUGCAUUUUUUCAAGUGUAUUUUGGUCUUUAAUAGAUGCAAUUGUAAGUACUGUGUACACUAUCCAGCUAAUAAAAAUUUAUAAACCAAGAA
This is a messenger RNA of Oxyura jamaicensis (ruddy duck), 4661 nucleotides long. RefSeq names its product nuclear transcription factor Y subunit alpha (gene NFYA). Lineage: Eukaryota; Metazoa; Chordata; Aves; Anseriformes; Anatidae. The transcript has 10 exons. The record is from RefSeq and is a predicted model, not a curated record. Gene Ontology annotation, cellular component: CCAAT-binding factor complex. Gene Ontology annotation, biological process: regulation of transcription by RNA polymerase II. Gene Ontology annotation, molecular function: DNA-binding transcription factor activity, RNA polymerase II-specific; RNA polymerase II cis-regulatory region sequence-specific DNA binding. Bases 182 to 1225 code for a protein of 347 amino acids.